Fonsecaea multimorphosa CBS 102226 is the source of this 1713-nucleotide messenger RNA. RefSeq lists its product as uncharacterized. The transcript has 2 exons. Gene Ontology annotation, biological process: amine metabolic process. NCBI's taxonomy places the organism in Eukaryota, Fungi, Ascomycota, Eurotiomycetes, Chaetothyriales, Herpotrichiellaceae. The coding region runs from base 1 to 1713 and encodes 570 amino acids. Gene Ontology annotation, molecular function: primary methylamine oxidase activity; quinone binding; copper ion binding. The record is from RefSeq and is a predicted model, not a curated record.
AUGAAGUGUAGCGCCUUUUCCUCCUUGUUGGUGCUCCUUCCACUUGCCUAUGCGUGGGAGGAGCAAUCGGUCUUGGCUUCUACGACCACACCGUCUCUUAAACUAUACAUACAGACUCCAUCCUCGCUGGUCAGUCACACAGCUCUCGCGACUGCGGUGUCUCAAGUCCUCAACUCCGGACAAGUUCGCGACGUGUUGGCUGCGGAGGCUGACGAGGUUCUGAACGGAAAACCGAGCCAUCGGCUCCUCCAUGUUGACAAUCUGCGUGAGCCCAACGAGAAGUAUGAGCGCAACAGCUUUCGAGCCGUUGUGGCAGAUUACGAGAACGGCAGAACAGUUUACGUGAACGUCGAUGAUGCACUUGGACCUCUAUCAGAGGCGUCGGUCGAGAUAACGAACCAUCAGCCUCUUCCGAACGAGGAAGAACUUCUCGAUGCAGCCUCCAUUGCGGGGUUUGGGCCAAAUGCGACCGUCUUCAGUAGAAUGCCUGUCAUCGUACAUGAAACGAAUCCCGACGGGUCGACGCCUCGAAUCCUUCGCAUCGAGGCUGGCAAUAGCAGCAAGGAGGUACUCCGCUUGUUCGACGUCAAUAUGUAUACAAGAACGGCAACUCCAGUCCAGCGCCCACAAGCGCUGCAAAGCUGUCAAGCAGUAUGGGAGAACAAAAGCGUCCAGGGAGUGAAGGGUAAGGUACUUGAGGCAGCAGGGAGGACGGCACACGUGAAAAUUACAGAUUCUGCCAACAAUGCACUUUGGGAGCUCGAUGUGACUAGGCCUAGAUCGUCAUCAGGCAACAUGGGUUCCGGAGUGGACUUGACCGAGGUACGAUAUAAGAACAGGCUGGUGCUGAAGCAAGCACAUUUGCCGAUGCUCAACGUGAACUAUCUGGAAGUAGUUAAAGACUGUGGGCCUACUUUCCGAGACUGGCAGAACGAAGAGUAUCCAUUUGACUGUCCUGGUAAAGACACCUUGCCAGGCUUUCGCGAGUGUACGGGAGGCAGAUCGAAAACGUUCGUCGACGGCAGACCUGAUGCAGAGGGUUUUCGAGGCGUUUCUUUUGAUGUCUACGAUGACAAUGUGGUCAUCAGGUCGCAACUGAAGGCGGACUGGUACCGAUAUGUUUCUCAAUGGACUUUGAGCGCCAAUGGCACGAUUGCGCCGCGGUGGGGGUUUGGCGGCGUGAACCAGGCCGAUCUUCAUUGCGUGUGUGUCAAGCAUCAUCACCACGCGUUUUGGCGACUGGACUUCGACAUUGAAACCUCCAAGAACAACGAGGUGCGCCAAUGCGACGGCAACAAAUGUACCGCGCAGAAGUUCACGGGGCGGAUGGAGAAGGCAGACAACAGAUAUUGGGACAUUGUCAACACCGCCUCAAACCGGGGGUACAGGUUGACGCCUGGCAAGACAGAUCGGAAGGCCAGUGACCCUGAAGAUACUUCUAAGUAUUUCGUGGGCGAUUUGUGGCUUGUCAAGGCGGAUGCUCUGAGAGACGACGGCUGCACUACAAUUCGAGGACAAUGGCCGCCCGAAUCGACUGACUGUACCCAAGCAAACUUCAACGCCAUCAAGAUGAGCCAGGAGGAGUCAUCUGUUCAACAUCAGGAUCAAGUCCUCUGGUACUCUGCAUCCUACAUGCAUUGGCAAGGCCACGAAGAUGCCACAGGAGGAAAUCACUGGGUUGGGCCAUUGUUGGAACCCAUUGGCACCUGGUAA